Stegastes partitus (bicolor damselfish) is the source of this 5165-nucleotide messenger RNA. Its product is annotated as WW domain binding protein 1-like. NCBI's taxonomy places the organism in Eukaryota, Metazoa, Chordata, Actinopteri, Pomacentridae. Bases 153 to 947 code for a protein of 264 amino acids. The transcript is spliced from 4 exons. The record is from RefSeq and is a predicted model, not a curated record.
AAUGGCAGCGUCCAGAAGCGAUCCAAGAAAACAAUUGUUGAAGUUACCAGGCUUGUUUUGUUUUGGUCAACUACCGAGACCAGCGUUUAGCUACGAUGCGACGGUUAAAUAAGAGUUCAGUCGACGAGAACUAAUAUCUAAUAACUUCGGCAAUGGGAUUACCGAAGCUCAACGUUGGACAAGAAAGUUCUGCGACUGCGGACACACUCUUCGAGGCCAAGUUGGUGUGCCAGGGAGUAAACAACCAGAGCUACAUCUGUGAAUCGGGUCACUGCUGUGGAGAGACACAGUGCUGCAGCUACUACUAUGAACUGUGGUGGUUUUGGCUUGUGUGGGCUCUGAUCAUCAUCCUGACGUGCUGCUGUGUGUGUCAACACUGGCGCUCCAAGCAGCGCUUCCAGCAACAGCGUCGGCAGAACGAGAUCAACCUCAUCGCCUACAGAGAGGCUCACAACAACUCUCACCUUCCCCUCUAUCUCAGAUUUUUGCCAAACUACCUGCUGCCAGCCUAUGAAGAGGUAGUUGACCGUCCAGCCACACCACCUCCUCCCUACACCCCUCUCCAGUCAGCACCUCCACCCACGGACCCACCGGAGGAGGCUACUUGCCCCCAUUUAGCUAUCUCUAUAGCCAGUAAUGCUGAUGCAGCACCCCCUGCAACUCCAGACGCCGUGCAGUCCCAUUCUCACAGCGCUUACAACCCAAACAAGGACUUGACGCCGGGCAGGUACCGGCGUUUCACAGGGGAUUCUGGGAUUGAGGUGUGCGAUGGCCAGGAACUGUGGGAACAGCAGGGCUUUUUAGAAAGUAAAGAGGAGACAGAGGAAGAGGGAGCAGACCAAAUGGAAGACUCCUGUGAUCACCAGACCGUGGAACACAGCCAUAUUAGUGAUUUAGUCGCUCAAGAAAACACAAAUGGACUUGCAGCUGUGGAUACAGAGCCAUAGCCUCUGAGGUAAUCCAGAAUCAUGUUUUUAUGUCUGCAGAAACUUUUUUUUUUUUCAGCAGUUACUGAUGCAAUAUUAUAUCUUUGGUGCUCAGGGGUUUGGUCUGUUCGUAAAUGUCUGAGUUUGACACCAGUGUGUGUGGCAGACCCAGAGACAAAUAAAAGGUAUAUCCAAAUAUUUUAAUAAUUUCCAGAAUCUAAAGCUUUAUUGUGCAGCCUCUGGUUUUGAGCAGUGUGUUUGUGUACUGUGACAUGCUGUCAUUUUGUCAACCAUAUACUCAAUAUAUGCAUUACAGCUAGAGCUUGAUCAAUUAUUUGAUACUUGAAAAUGUUUUUAAAAGAAAAAAUCAAAUUCUUAAUUAAAGUGGAUUUCUUUUUAUACUUAACAAAAACACUUUGUAUGAUAUUUUUGUAAUCUGACUGUUAAAGAACUCUCACAAGAUAAAGUGUGUAACUGUUGCUCAUGCACAAAACAGGGUUGAGGAUAAGCAUUCACCACUUCUCACAGUGAAGUUAAGAUUCAUUAAAACAAACCUGAGGAGCGAAUUUGCGCACCUGUACAGAAAUUCUGACCCAGACUUACAAGCAUUUACGAUACCAGAAAUAUUUGCAGCCCUAAUGGUGAAGAAAAUGAAAAGGAGCCAGAUUUUAGAAUGAUCCUCUCACAGAUUUACUCUCAGUACAAUAUAAUACAAUAACAUACAAAUAAUCAUGUGUUCACAAUGUGAUCAACAUUCAGGCAGGAGGUAUAAACAUUUCUUUGUGCUUGUAGGACAUCAAUUUUUCCCAACACCCCUCGAUUUUAAAAGAUCCAAGAGAACUUAAGUUUCAAUAGUUCCCUGAGUCAUUACUAAUCCAGUUUUAAACCAUUAAGUGUCAGGUUCCGAUUCAUCAACACAUACCCAGUAAGACAUAGCAUUUGUAGAUUUCUAACGAAAUAUAAUCCUAAUGGUAUGAAUAUUUUAACAGUUACAGUUUUACUUUUUCUGAUAUUUUUUUAUAAAACUUCUGAGACUCAUCAAAAUGUGUACUCCGAUCAGCCAUAACAUUAAAACCCCGUGCGUAACAUUGUGCAAGUCCCCCUUGCACUGCCAAAACACUGUUGUCCUGUCGGGGCUGAGACUCUGCAAACCUCUGAAAAGUUUCCUGUGGUAUCAAGCAGCAGGAUGUUAGCAGCAGAUCCUGUAUGUCCUGGACAACGUUAGGUAGGGCCUCUGUGCAUCUGACCUGUUUUAACCACAGAUGCUCAAUCAGGUUCAAAUGUUUGCAAUUUGGAGGCUAGGUCAACACCCUUGAAAUCUUCGUCAUGUUCCUCUAACUAUUCCUCAGCUAUGCUUGCAGUGUGGCAAGGAGCACUACCCUGUUGAAAGAGGCCACUGCCAUCAGCAGACACCACUGUGAUGCAGGAGUGUAUGUGGUCUGUAUCAAAGUUACAUCCACGUGAAAGCCAGUUGUCACACCAUCACAAUUUGGCGUUUGUCAGAGUCACUCAUGUCUUUACGCCACCCAUUUUUCCUGCGUCAAACACAUCAGCUUCAAGAACUGAUUGUUCACCAGAUGCCCAAUCUCUUCCAACCUCUUGACAUUUAUCAUUUUAAGGUAAUGCUCAGUGUUAUUGAUGUGACAUGACAGUGAUUUAAUUUUGCAGCUGAUGGCUAAACUUUUUCAGCUUCACUGUGAAGAAAAUUUGUAGACGUGUGUACAUGCACUCAUGCACACAGCUUUAUGAAUGUGAUGAAGUUCCUUUUGGGCCCAACUUUUGGCAUGCAUCAUACAUGAGCGUUUUCUGUUUCUGGCAGACAAAACCUGUAAUGAAAUCAUGUAAUGUCUGAACCACCUCAAACAUACUGUCUUGUACCAACAUUUUCUGUUGUGUCUUGCUUGCAUGUUUGUAUUGAUAUGUCAUUGAGAUAGAGGGAAGUACAGUGGCAAACAAACGUUCACACAAGUUAACCACUAGCAGCACACAACAGAAAAAUCCCUGGCUUGUUGGUAGAAUACUUAUUGCCCUUACACAGGAUUGGUUAUUUCGUAAAUGGUCACUUUCCUGCCCCCUAAUGCUGACAAUGAGUCUUUGUUUGAGUCGCCAGUCACCUGUCACACUAAUGAGGUAGCAUUUUCUGAUGCUGUGUUGCAUUACUGUUCAGCCUUUUAGUUGAGAAUAUUUAGAUUAACUUAAUCAAAGCUCUGGAGUCUCUUUGACUUAGAGUUGAUAACUCGGUGUACUCAAAGACAGAUGAUCAUGUAGUCAGUGCUAUAUUCUGCAGGUUUUGUGUUCCCCUUGUAGUUUACCAAAAACUUGUGCACAUGUGAGAUCGACUUUUUCAAAGCACAGUUAGCAAAACUACAGAUAUUUCAAUUUCAAAUAUCAUCAUCAGUAUGUUUGUUUUGAAAGCAUGUGCUCAAGUCUGUCUGGGAGAGGAAGUUGCAGUCAGUCAGUCAGUCACUGCCUUGUAUAUACAACGGGAAUGACUGACAUGGUGCAAAUCAGAUAUGUAUGUAUAAAUGAUGAUGUAUAAGUAUGUCAGGCUGUUCAGAAGCUGACUGUAAAACACAAACUCUGCAGAGGACUAAGGGAACCCACUGAGUCAGCUGAUAGCAUGUCCACAUAUGCAGCAUUGAACAGGGGCCUUCAUUCGCUGCUACACUCUGAGUAUUUGUUCUGAAUCAUUGUCUGCUGAAUGAAAUUAUAUUUUUCCGUCACAUUUUGGAUAAAAUGAUGUUAAUAAAGGUUCUGAAAACAAAUGGAAACAUUUUUUUUUAUUUUAAGAGACUAAUAAAAUAAAUAGUUGAUUUAAAAUAAUUUUUUUUGGCAGAAAACAAACAUAACACAACUCCCCUUAACCUGCAAGGCCAUCUAGUGAUGGGAAUAACUUUUCAUGAAUAUAUAACCCAAACUAAAUCCCUGGCAAACAAAGUGUAAAACUACAUGUUUGUGACCAUAUUAUUUAAAACCUUUUCCAAAAAAGGCUCAUAAACAAAGCUAUUCAACACUUGGAGGCAACAUUUAAUAUAAAUAUUCUUUAUGACCUCUAAUAAAUGUUUUUUUGUCAUUUCAGCCCAUUCCUACUGUGCAAAGGCGUCCAGCUCAUUAAUAUUAUUUGUUUUUUGUAUUGCCACUGAUUUUUUAGGACUGACACGGCCACUCAGGGUUACUCCAGGAACAAUUGCAGUAUCAGUACCAGUGCGUAUUGGAUGAAGUUAAGCAAAAAAAACAAAAAAAAAAAGGAAUGCAAAUGUUUGAUGAUAGGUUUGCACACUCUUUACUUUCUUAUCCAGCUUCAAUAGGUGUUCACCUGGGGCUUUUCUAGCAGCUAAAUCAGAUGAGAUGGUGUGGGGCUGCAGAAGAUUGUGGCGUCCAUCCUGGUAAAAAUCAUGGCACCAGUCACACAACCAGCUUCAGCAAAAGAAACCCACAGCAGCAUGGAGACACUUUGAUGCUUGGCUGAAUGGUGUUCCUCUUGGCAGUAAAAGUUUUGUCUCAUUGCUCCAUUAGACACACACCCCAUAUUCAUCAGGCUGAUUCUUUUUGUUAUUCCAUUUGGAAGUUGAAUUCUAUGUGCUUUUUGGUGGAGAAUGGAAUGUAGUGAGGUUUGCAGGAAUAAGUCCAUGCCACUUUAAUGUUCUUAACACUUAAAGUGAUAUGUUUGUUACUGAAGUGUGGAAAGUGUGAGAAAGUGAGAGUGGAACGUAAAUUAUCUUAUGCUGAAGCUGCAAAGCAAGUAAAGAGACAAGAUUUGGGUCAAAGAGGACAUCCAUGGGAUCCAGUCGGGGGAGCCAGUGCGAUUUUAAGGAGGGUUUAGUGGUUGAGAAGAAAAAGCUGGUAACAUUUAUCGCAGAUGUAUUCAAUAGUACAGCAGAAGUGGAGUCUAAAACUCAAAAGAUUCAGCUGAUAGUAAAAGCAGGAGUGCACCACCUUGGACUGGUAGGAGUGGCUUGGGAAGAGGUUAGAGAUGAGCUCCAGGCAAGAGCCAGUCAGGAAGGAUAUGGUUAAUAUUUUUCAUGGUAUUGAUACUCCAGUGGAAUGCAAUAUCUCUUAUUGCACAUGGGCAGGAAUUAGAGAGUUUUACUGAAGGUUUAGUAACAAAGCUAGAUGUAAUAUGUGUUCAAGAGACUUGGUUGAAGUAACUAUUGAACAAGAUAACUGUCAAAAAGGUGUAUGCAUGAGUCUAACAUUCGUAUUCGUAUUUAUAUGUCAAUAAAAAUCUUGUACCCAAAA